AUGCCGCUCAAGGAUAAAUCCAAAAGCCCUUCGGAGCCGCCAUCUCUGGCACACUUCCAAACCCUCACCACCCCUACCGAACAGGUUCAGUACUCCAUCCCCUUCUUCCUCUCGCACUACUUCCUGGACGCCUCCACGGGCGAGCCGGACCCCAGCAAAACGCCCCUGGCCGUGACCCUACCGGACCUGAAGCCCCAGCUGGUCACCAAGCUCGAGGAGGCCGUGCGCGGCGUCCCGGGUUUGCUGACCGAGGUCAAGCGCCAAGGCUUGAAUGAGUACAGGGCGCUGUAUGUGGGCUGGUCGCAGGACGCCAUGCUGGAGGCGGCCAAGGCGCACUGGCAGGCCGUGGACGAGCGCAAGGCGGCCGAGGAGGCGGCGCGGCAGGCGGGCCGCAGCGCGAAGCACCGCGAGUACCUGCAGAAGCUGGUGACCGGCGCCGGCGCCGGCCGGACCGAGUUCGACAUCCGGGGCGCCUACACCGUCCGGUGUCCCAGCAUCGACGACCAGUGGGACGGGACAGACGAGAUGGAGCUGCACGUGCGGGAGGCGCAGGGCGGGGUCGAGGGCGUCUACGAGGCGCAGUUCAAGUUCCGCGUCCUCGAGGGCGUUAUGCUGCUCUGCGCGAACCGGGAGACGCUCGUCCGGCACCGCUCCGCGCUGGACAAGGUCCGGGGCAAGGAUGCCGACUGGGACUGGGACUACAUGAAGGAUAGUGCGCAGCUGCUUGAGCAGCAGGCUUCGCUAGCAGAGAACUCGAGCAACAAGCGGAAGCUUGGUGACUCGGACGGGGGAGCCGGAGGUAGCCAGCCCAAGAAAAGGAAGGGCCCGAAGCAUACAGUGCCGGAGCCGCAUCCACGGAGAUUCUGGUUGAUGUGGAACGGAAGGGAGACCGGGGAGGGUGAAAUGCAGUAUGAUUACGAGAACAACCAUACAGGCUGUCUCGAGUUCGCGGACGAUAAGUUCACGGCAUUCAAGGGUGAGAUGAACUUAGAGUUCGUUGGAGGAGACGACAUGCUAUUUGGGGAGAAAGUCUCCGAUAAGCCGUCCAACAAGGGGACCAGCUCUUGGACGAAGUUCACGUGA
Molecule: messenger RNA, 1083 nt
Organism: Neoarthrinium moseri
Lineage: Eukaryota; Fungi; Ascomycota; Sordariomycetes; Amphisphaeriales; Apiosporaceae
Exons: 1
Coding region: 1-1083 (360 amino acids)
Source: RefSeq, a predicted model, not a curated record